Molecule: messenger RNA, 2356 nt
Organism: Patiria miniata (bat star)
Lineage: Eukaryota; Metazoa; Echinodermata; Asteroidea; Valvatida; Asterinidae
Exons: 3
Coding region: 553-1869 (438 amino acids)
Source: RefSeq, a predicted model, not a curated record
UGUGCAUAGACCCAACAACAAUCCGUAGCCAAGCAAGCUUGCUCGAGGCUUUCUUUGAAACCCCGCGCAUUCAAAGGUAUUAGCUGUGCUUGGGCAAACUACCUCUGUCCGACAACAAAGCGGUUACAACUCUUCAACCAGCUCAUAAUCCUUACGGGGUAAACACUUGCGGUCAGAUGGAGCCUUCUUCCCUUUGUCAUGGAAAUAUUCCUUUGCCUCUUCAGUGUGAGAAGACUUGAUUUAUGCUACAAACAUUCAAGAAGAUUGAGAGGACACACGAUUUGUAGUGGAAGAUGCUCAUAAUUAUGCAUGUGUGGAAGCUACAGUGUGGUGCCUUGUAAUGAACAUCCACAUAACGUUUUGGGAUGGGCAACACAUUCUUGAACAGAGUGAUGUUUAGUUAGAAAAAUGAGAAAGUUCUGUUUGUAAGAUCACGGUCUCGUGAGCAGGAUGGAUGAUAACCUUGGAGGAAAGUCAUGAAUUUGUUCAGACUCUACAAAAAAAAUCACUUCAGUUCAGUCCAUGGAAUAUUGAUCCGUCGGCUGCCCCGCCAUGUCACGGUCCAAGGCCCAAUCUUGUCCAAAGUUCAACUCGAAUAAGGACGUUGAUGAUCUUGGAGCUUUUGAAGAGAUCUGCUCGUGCAACUGGCGUCAGGGCCUGGUCCAUCGGCCAGGUGAGAUCGCGAAGCCGGAGUUUUGCUCCUCGGCCCACCAGUCAUGGAGCACACCCCUGGCCGGUUGGUUUGACGCUCUCCCCUCGGGCACCACUCGACCAACCCCGCUGGUGAGCACCGACCGAGGAGUCCAGAGCUCAACCCCUCGGAAGUCGGCACCUCAGACCAACAACCACAACGGCAAAUCGGCGCGUUCCAGUCAACGGACUCCUUCAAAACCCUCCACCAAAUCGGCUGGAAAUCCUCGAGAUGCGAGACAUGCCGAGACGCGAUUCGAGCACCGACUCGAAGCGAGCGAGUACAUCAAGGAGUACCGGGAGAGACACGUCCUGCGUCUGGUCGGAUCUGACGGAUGCCCCGUCAAGGAUGGUAACUCGGCGUUCGGGAAAAACCUCCCCGACCCAUACGCCUUCAAGUCCGAUAAUUUCAGGAAGAUGUACAGCCGGUUACAGGACUUCAUGAAAAGACGACCAAAACGCACACUUGCCACAGGCGCCCCUUUCGCCCUACAAGAACACAGGUUGCCUACUCCACCGAGUGAAAUUGAUCCCGCAAAUGAGAAAAAGAGACCUGAUUUUUCAUUUUCUGAUGAGGUCCAGACGAACUUCUCCGACGUCUUCAGCCCGGCGUUUCAAAGACCGAAGGACAUGGUCUUCCGGCCCUUCAUCUGCGGAAGCGGGAGCGGGGCCAGGAACGUGCAAGGCCCGGCCAAGCUACGGUACUCUCACAGCGCGAAGCGCACGGGAGGGUCACUCCCAAACAUCGCCCGAGAGCCAGACGUGGUGCGGUUCCCUAUGCCCGCCUACGUGGUCACAGACUCCGGGAACGUCUACCAGGACAACAGGCUUGGUACCCCGCCCAAACCGGGCCUGGCAUCCCAGAUGGACCUCCGUCUCCUGGAACCCAAAUCUGCCAAUGGGAACCGGACCAAAACAAACCGUGUGGACUCCAAACCGAACAUCAUGAGUGCCGAGUUCGACAGUGCCAUGAUUCAGUUUCUGCAGAAAGCCAAGCAGAACUUGGAAAGAGUGCGAGAGCAGCGGAUUAGGAAGGAGGCGAUAGACAAGGGACGGUUGGUGAGCCGGCGGGGGAAAAGAAGUGACCUGGUGGUUACCCCUGGAAAGCAGAGAGCGAUGAAGUCCAAUACAACUGCGACGGACAUGAGAAGGAUCGACCUUGGGGUAUCUCAGUCAUGAGGGUGGGUCACGCGACAGCUUAAGCAAAUUCUGAUAGGUCUAGUCAAGCUACAUGUGAACAUGUGAAACACAAGCUGUCUGUUUUGUCUUCAAUUCAGAAUCAGUGGAAAAAUAGAAAAAAACAAGAGGGUUUUCUUGUUUUAAGUUGCCGUUUAAUUAUUUUAAUAAUCAGGAAAAAGGGUCAAAAUACGGGUAAAUUGUGUUAACCCAACAAUGAAAUAAUAACACAGAACACUUUUACAAGACUUUGCUUGCCCUUAAUUUUAUUCAUUCAAACUUUUGUUUUAGUUACUGAAUAUUCUUAAUCGAGAUUCAAACCUGUGGAUGGCUGGCUGUUUCUCCUCAAAGAGAAAAAAAAACCCUGGUUGUCCGAGAAGAGUGUAAGAUGUCUUAACCCAAUAAAUCAAGGGGCAGUCUACUACCUUGGUAGAAACAAUGAGUUCGUCAAUUAUGUUAAGAUGUCAUGUUACUGUUCUUAUCGUUACUU